Trypanosoma grayi is the source of this 2061-nucleotide messenger RNA. RefSeq lists its product as hypothetical. Bases 1 to 2061 code for a protein of 686 amino acids. Gene Ontology annotation, cellular component: membrane. The record is from RefSeq and is a predicted model, not a curated record. The transcript has a single exon. Lineage: Eukaryota; Euglenozoa; Kinetoplastea; Trypanosomatida; Trypanosomatidae.
AUGGCAUCCACGAUUCAGCAGCCGCCCCUUCUGUACACCAUCACAGGCCCCGAAGACCUCCUAAGCGAUGAUGACGACAUAACGUCAUAUUUGAACGACGUGGAGGAUGAGGAGGGAACGGGGAGUGAGGUGCCGCUGGCCGCACCUCUCCUCUCUCAUGCGCACUCACCAAAAAUGGGACCGGAAGAUCUCUACACUCCAAACGAUGUUACUGCUGCUGGUGACGGUAGUGGGCGACGGCGAAGUGGGAGUCGUUUUCAUUCAGAUGUGCCGCCGUUAAACGAGCCGCGACGCUUCUGGCAGUUGGUGGUGGGUGCCUUGUGCUGCUUUGCCGUCUCGUCCUCCUACGCGUUCAAUCUCUACAGUGGCCAGCUGCAGUCCAAAUAUAACUUUACGCAGAACCAGAUGACGACCAUUACGACCCUGAGUGAUGUUGUGGGGGGAUUCACCCUCCCAUUCGGCGUCAUUUACGAUUAUUACGGUGCCAAGCCGCUUUUCGUGAUUGCAAUGAUAACAUUUCCGCUGGGUGCUGUUAUGUUCGGUUUAACGUAUGCAGAUGCCAUAACUGGCUCCGUACCGGCGUUCGCUGUCUACGCCUGUUUACAGUCUUUGGGCACCUCGAUGCUUGACAUUUCCGCCGUCAUGACAUUGUUGUCGAUAUUCCCAGCGAACAGGGGCGCCGUUGUGGCCGUCAUGAAGACGUUUUCUGGAAUGGGAUCGGCCAUUCUUGGCGCCAUACACAUGGCGUUUUUCGGCACAGAUAGCUAUAGCGAUACAAGUCGAUUUUUCUUCCUUCUUGCUUCUGUGACAGCUGUCGUUUCUUUCCUCGGCUUCCUGUUUGUGGAGGUGCCGCCGUACAUGAUCAAGGGCUGUGAGGAAGGCGUCCUCUCUGAGGAGGAAAGACGGGUGCGGCGCCGCUACAGGAAACAGUACCUGCGGCGGAAGGCACCAACCGCCCGCUUCGCUAUUGGGUUUACAGUUCUCAUCGCCUUGACAAUAUUCCUCCCAGUACAAGGCGCGUUGUCAGCCUUCAUGAAUCUCAGCCAUGCGUCUCACGUCGCCUUUGCGUGCAUCGCAUUGGGUCUCUUUGCAUUUUAUCCGCUCAUGGCAUUGCCGAUCAAGGCGCUUGACCGCAAAUUGCAGCCGCUUGAAGUCGGUAGCUACUCUUCGGGCUCCUGCCGUGUGAGUCGAAUGAGUCGUCUAAGCCGAAUGACUAGAGAAAGUACAGACAGCACGGCUCUUGCGGCGGAGCUUGACUACAUCGCCCCGCAAUUUCAGACGACUUUAGUGGAGAAUCUGCGAACGUUUCGUUUCUGGGCGUUGCUAUGGACGAUGUUUUGCUUAUUUGGGGCACAAAUCAUUGUAAUUGGCAAUGCGCGCUUUCUUUUUGGCGCUCUGGCGGGAAAUGCACUAGAUGAAGCGUUUGUAGCACUCCUCGUUGUGAUAAUGGGUGUCGGCAGUGGGGUUGGCCGUAUUCUGCUAAGCAUUCUCGAGAUGGUGACACAGAAUCGUUCAGCUGAAGAUCGUAUACCCAUUACCUUCGCUUUAUUUGUUCCAACCGGUCUCACAGUGGCGACAAUCGCGCUACUGCUGCUUCUGCCACGUAACGCACUCCCUCUGCCUUGUUUUACUAUGGCGCUUGCCAAUGGAUGCUCGGCUGCUGCAAUUGUGAUCGUCGUACGCACCAUAUAUGCAGCUGAUGUUGCAAAACACUACAAUUGCUGCAUGAUCACCGGCAUCGCCGCUUCGGUGCUGAUGAAUCGGUUGCUUUACGGUGAGUGGUACACACACCAGGCUGCAAAGCGGGGCAGCGCUGUGUGCUUCGGCAAGGAGUGUGUUCUCAUGCCUUUGUUGGUGUGUUUCGGAAUGAACCUAUCGGCGGUGUUUUCUUCUGCUUUGAUCCAUUGGGAUUACGAGAAGUACUGUCGCAAGAUGCUUGAUAUGCGAAAGCGACGGCUGCGACGUGCGCAGUCUCGAUCUGUUUGCCAUGCCAACAGCAAUAAUAACGAUGAUGAUGAUGGUGGUGCUUCGAUCGAGGCAAAAACAACAGUAGGAUCGUAG